This is a messenger RNA of Durusdinium trenchii, 480 nucleotides long. The record is from the annotation of a GenBank genome assembly. NCBI's taxonomy places the organism in Eukaryota, Dinophyceae, Suessiales, Symbiodiniaceae.
AUGGCACUCCAGGAACGGCAUCGAUGGAUGGCGGCCAACGUGGCCGCAGCCUUUGGCAUGUCCGACAGGGUCCACGUCGUCGAGCAAGUCUUGGGCGAGUACAAUAACCUUAAGAAGUUGAAUGACUUCCUUGAAGGCAAAAGCAAACACAAGCACGUUUUCGUGUACUACCAGCGGCCCGAUGUGAUCAACGACGCCAAUGAGCUUGUAGAUGCAAAAGGUGAUGCCAAGCUCAUGAUCACCACGGGUGAGCAUGAGGAUGUACGAAUAAAGAACCGAGCAGUUUAUUUCCUCCGAAACGUGGCUGAUUCCAAGCCCGUGAAGGCGGACGUCGCCUCUGACGGCGACCUUCUGUUCGGCGAGAUGGCAGCAUCUCCACUGGAGAGCCGGGACACACAGGGGCCUCUUGGAUGUCUUCAAGCCCUUAGUCAGCCAAGCGUCCACCGAUUGGGCCUCCUGCGAGGCGGAGCAAGCCCAUGA